UCCAGGUAGACGUCUCAUUAGUUCAUCAUUAUUGCUGAUGAGAAAAAAUGAUGACCCUUUUCAUCGAAUAACGCUUCAAACGACGACGUAGCAGUUCCCUUAAAAAAGGAUACCUUUUCACAUUCAAAUUCCACGCAAAAUACGCACCAACCUCUCCACGCCGGUAGAGCAAACGCAUUCGACAAUCGCGAUGCGUUCCGAUCUGUCCGACGACAAGCACAGCGUGCAGUUGGCUGCGGCAGAAAUAGCCGAAUCGUCCGACACCAGCGGAUUCUACGAGCUGGCCUCGAACGGUUCCACCAACGGUAUCAUCAGCGGCACUGGACACCAUUCCCAUCAUCAUCAUUCGCAGCAGCAGCAGCAGCAGCAGCAACAUCAUUCGCCGCACCAACCACAUCACCAUCAUCACCAUCACAGUGGCCAUGCCCAACAGCAUCAUCACCAACCUCAUCAUCACCAGCAUGAGCUGCAGCAGGACAAGAACGCUAACCUGCUGUCGGUUGACUCCCUUACGACACAUUCGACCGGCGGUGCAACGCUGAGGGCAACAUCACGACCGAAAAGGGCCACCAGACGGAUGCAAAUGGAAGCUACCAUCGAUCCGGACAUGACGGAUUCCAGCUCGCAGAGUGACGACACGAGCUGCGGUAGUAGCCGCACGGGCAGCCGGGGCAGUAACGGCGGUGGCCGUUCGGGCCAGGGCGCCGCCGGCAAUGGUAACAGCAGCAGCAGCAGUGCGGCCCGCCGUCGCAAGGGCGCCAUGAACGCAAAGGAACGCAACCUGCGACGGCUCGAGUCGAACGAACGCGAGCGAAUGCGAAUGCACAGCUUAAACGAUGCGUUUCAGUCCCUGCGGGAAGUCAUACCGCAUGUGAAAAAGGAGCGCCGGCUGUCAAAGAUCGAGACGCUUACGCUGGCGAAGAACUACAUCACCGCGCUAACCGACGUCAUUAUCGUGAUGCGGGGCGAAGGCGAAGCGGCCGCAGCCGCCAAUGCUGGCCUUCCGCUGGCAGGUAGCAGCAGCAGCAGCACGUUACCGCUAACCGAUGCUGGCACACUCGCCCUGCAGAACAACUGUCUUGCAGCAAUCCCGACCAAAGCGCAGCAACCGGAAGUCGUGGGUCCGUGUCAUGCAGCCGAUGUGGAUCCGAUUACCACCUCGCUCGAUCUUAUCUCCGCGUCCGUCGGUACGGCGCUCGACUGCCACGAGCGCGUCCUGCAGCAUCAUCAUCUGUCGCUAGUGCCGCAUCAUCCUCAUCAUCAUCAUCAUCAGCAGGUGCAGGACGGUGCAGGCAGUGGUGGUGGUAGCAAUAGUAGCAGCAACAGCAGCACCAGCACAACAAGCAAUGGCAGUCGCAGUAACGCGAGUGUAACGCCAAAUCCACCAGCCAACUCCACCGGCAGCAUCGUGGAUGUGUCCGCCGUGACGGGAACGAAUGGGCACCAUCCGCACCAUCACCAUCACCACCAGCAGCAGCAGCAGCAACAGCAGCACGGUAGCAUAAACAACAAUCACCUUAAUACCCACCAUUUCAAUAACAAUAGCGCUAGCAGUAUAGAUAUCGAAAACAGCUUCUACGAGGAUCCAUUUCAGAUGAUGUAAUCCCCCAUUCUUGACUCCAACUGUACACCGCUCCCAAGAGGGGGGCAUCCCAUACACCCAUGCUGCUACACACACACACUGAUAAAUUCUACCUGAAUGCAAAGGAAAAGAACGAAUCAGCGUGAAGGACAUUACCCACCUACCCGAUAGUCCGCCAUAUUGGUGAAUUGUUUUGUGGCAGCUGGUUUCUUUUUUUAUCAAAACUUUCGGAGUUUCUGGAGCGAACCGCCAAUGUGGAAAGAGUGUUGAUUUAAGGUUCUUUCUGCCGCGAAAAGAAAUUGAUUUCUUUCUGCCGCGAGAUGUGUGCCUCCUGAAAAAUGGAGUAGCUAUAUUGAGUUAAUUUUCCUAAACUUCCCAGUUAAUUCAGUCCUUACCCCAGUACUGUUUGCUAGAAUUGCGUGCAGGUCACUGUUACUUGACAGCUCAUGUCAACAUCCAACAAAAAAGCCAUGGCCUACUUUAGUACCUUCAUUGAACCUCCCAACUUCAGGAUCUCUUGCU
This is a messenger RNA of Anopheles gambiae (African malaria mosquito), 2104 nucleotides long. It is a transcript of the gene dimm, whose product is annotated as protein dimmed. Bases 191 to 1603 code for a protein of 470 amino acids. Lineage: Eukaryota; Metazoa; Arthropoda; Insecta; Diptera; Culicidae. The transcript is spliced from 3 exons. Gene Ontology annotation, molecular function: protein dimerization activity. The record is from RefSeq and is a predicted model, not a curated record.